Messenger RNA from Dromiciops gliroides (monito del monte), 703 nucleotides. It is a transcript of the gene C4H1orf146, whose product is annotated as chromosome 4 C1orf146 homolog. Gene Ontology annotation, biological process: reciprocal meiotic recombination; synaptonemal complex assembly. The transcript is spliced from 6 exons. Lineage: Eukaryota; Metazoa; Chordata; Mammalia; Microbiotheria; Microbiotheriidae. Bases 158 to 703 code for a protein of 181 amino acids. Gene Ontology annotation, cellular component: chromosome. The record is from RefSeq and is a predicted model, not a curated record.
UUAAGGAUUGUUAUUGGCUGGUCCUCGUGAACCCUGGAUCGCGGGGGAGCCAUUACCCCUGUUUUACCGGAGAGGAAACUGAGGCUGAGGGAGGUGGUCCCCACCCACGUGACCCAGAAAUUGUUGUGCCUUUGGAUAGACUACUGAUCACAGAAAGAUGGCCGAAAGUAGUGGAAAGGAAAAAGUGAAGUGGGUUACAACUAUCAUUAUGAGCUCAUCUCUUCAGAGCCACGAAGUCGCAGCCAUCUUUAAAAAUGAGAACCACAGAAUUCGUUAUUCAAAUUCAGUAGAGCCUGGAUCCAUUAUUUUUUCUCUUUCUGGAGUUGCAUUUUUACUACGAGACGCCCAGGACUGUCUUAUGACAACUGAAGAAACCCUUCUGGCCCAAAUUGAGAAGUUCAUCAGGAUCCACCGGAACAGCUUUUUGGCCCUGUCCGCAGCCUUCCAUGGCCCUCGAGAAUGGCAGCUGAUGUCCAGGAUUCAGCAGAGAUUCCUGGGUGAUAAUUUACGCAUCAUUCCAGUCCACAGCCCAUCAGAUGCUGUUAAACUUAUGACCAUGAUAGCCAAGAGCACUUGCAAACCAUAUAUUGACAACAUUCAUUACAGAAUGAUUAUGGCUAAAGCCCAGAUCAUAGAGCAGAGUCCUGUUUGGAAAACCCUUCAUAAGAUACAACUGAAUUGUGAUUCCCUUAAUAUGAAUUAG